Messenger RNA from Capsicum annuum, 1510 nucleotides. RefSeq names its product cytoplasmic tRNA 2-thiolation protein 1. Gene Ontology annotation, biological process: tRNA wobble position uridine thiolation. Gene Ontology annotation, cellular component: cytosolic tRNA wobble base thiouridylase complex; mitochondrion. Bases 224 to 1282 code for a protein of 352 amino acids. The transcript has 10 exons. The record is from RefSeq and is a predicted model, not a curated record. NCBI's taxonomy places the organism in Eukaryota, Viridiplantae, Streptophyta, Magnoliopsida, Solanales, Solanaceae. Gene Ontology annotation, molecular function: tRNA binding.
AUGUCACAUAUCCUUUCAGACUUAAAUUAAAAGGUGUCAAGAGAUUUUCUGAGAGAGCUGUGCGAGAGAGUAUCAAAUCAAAAAAGUAAAUACCAAGAAAGCAACUCAAUUCGUACAAUACAUGGUCAAGUUUGCAAGUUUUUACUGUACUUCAAUGCGAAUGGUUUAACGAGGCGCUGAGGCAAGUUAAUAUUGAGAUCAGAUUAGUAGUUGUGCGGGUAACAUGGAUAAGCGAACGAAGCCAAAGGGCCGAUUGUGCACACUCUGUAAUGUAAACCGCGCCGCCCUCAAGCGCCCUAAAACCCUUGAACAAAUAUGCAGGGAGUGUUUUUAUACGGUGUUUGAAGAUGAGAUUCAUAGGGUUAUACUUGAUAAUCACCUUUUCAAGCCUGGGGAACGCAUAGCUAUUGGAGCUUCCGGUGGAAAAGAUUCAACAGUGCUUGCAUAUGUAAUGUCAGAGUUGAACCGUAGACACAACUAUGGACUGGAUCUCUUCUUACUAUCAGUGGAUGAAGGCAUAACUGGUUACAGGGAUGACUCUCUUGAAACAGUGAAAAGAAAUGAAAUACAGUAUGGACUUCCUUUAAAAGUAGUUUCCUACAGUGAAUUGUAUGGGUGGACAAUGGAUGAAAUAGUGAAAUUGAUAGGCUUGAAGAACAACUGUACAUUUUGUGGUGUUUUUCGUCGACAGGCCCUUGAUCGAGGUGCUGCAUUGCUAAAGGUAGAUAAGCUUGUUACCGGACAUAAUGCAGAUGAUAUUGCUGAAACAGUCCUUUUAAAUAUUUUACGAGGUGAUAUUGCAAGGUUAAGUAGAUGCACAUCGAUAAUUACCGGAGAAGAUGGGCCAAUACCGAGAUGCAAGCCCUUCAAAUACACAUAUGAGAAGGAAAUUGUCAUGUAUGCAUACUUUAAAAAGCUGGACUACUUCUCUACAGAAUGUAUUUACUCCCCUAAUGCUUACCGUGGCUUUGCUCGUGAGUUCAUUAAAGAUUUAGAAAGGCUGAGACCAAGAGCCAUUCUUGACAUCAUCAAAUCAGGUGAAGACUUUCGGAUCUCCACCUCUACAAAAAUGCCAGAACAAGGAACUUGUGAAAGAUGUGGUUAUAUAUCGAGCCAGAAAUGGUGCAAAGCAUGUGUCUUGCUCGAGGGCCUCAAUCGUGGUUUACCAAAAUUAGGCAUAGGGCAAAGUCGGGGGAUCAAUAGUGAACGUAAUACCAACAUGAAACAAGCUAAUGGAACACAAAAUUUACAAAGCAAGCAGUGUGGAAGUUUGGACUUCUGAAUUCUCUUAUGUUGCUGCAAAAAUUGUUGUACGACUUCUCAGUGAUGAUUGUUGCCAUCUUUGGCUUGGAAUAGCUAAUAGGGGACUUUAAUUAGGAGUAGCAUAUUAUCUGUACAAGGGGUCGUUUGGUACCCAUGAUUCCGAAAUUUAUUUUAGGAUGAGUUUAUAUUUGGAUAAAAUUGAUUCAUCUAGGGAUUAAUUUAUUUCAAGAUUGUGGUGUUAUUUUUA